AUGCUCUUCCAUUUCUUAUCGAUUAUUAGCCUCGUUCGUGGUGCGAAAGGAGGUGAAGAUGUGCCAAUUCCUCACUGUAAUAAACAGGUUACAGUGGGAAGAGACGUUCGUCAGCGACCGACUGUCGAUCCACAACUUUGUGCACGUAUGGAUACACCUGCCUGCGAUGCAAUAUUUGAUAUAAAGGGAAGACCUGUUGAUGCAGACGGUAUUGCUGCAACAAUCCAAUCUCAUUCAAACCCGAACGUAGAUUAUAUGAUACCCGUAAGAUGUACAGAGCCUGCUUUGAAAACUCUUGCAGAAAAGACCUGUCCAAGUCGUUGUGCAUUUUGUUGUUUGACAAAACAAUACAACUGUAUUAAUGGUAAGUAUAUGCCUAAAAUGAUGUGA
Dracunculus medinensis (Guinea worm) is the source of this 390-nucleotide messenger RNA. The record is from the annotation of a GenBank genome assembly. Lineage: Eukaryota; Metazoa; Nematoda; Chromadorea; Rhabditida; Dracunculidae.